This is a messenger RNA of Nilaparvata lugens (brown planthopper), 1620 nucleotides long. Its product is annotated as zinc finger and SCAN domain-containing protein 32-like. Lineage: Eukaryota; Metazoa; Arthropoda; Insecta; Hemiptera; Delphacidae. The transcript has 5 exons. Gene Ontology annotation, biological process: regulation of transcription by RNA polymerase II. The record is from RefSeq and is a predicted model, not a curated record. Bases 523 to 1620 code for a protein of 365 amino acids. Gene Ontology annotation, molecular function: DNA-binding transcription factor activity, RNA polymerase II-specific; RNA polymerase II cis-regulatory region sequence-specific DNA binding.
AAACGUUUAUAUAUGAUUUAAUCUCAACUAAUUCUCCAUUUAAUGACUAUUUUAUAUUGAGAAAAAUCAUCAUCUUAUUUCCGGGGAUUUUUCGGGGGUUUCAGUUUAUAAUUCCGGGUUUUUGGGACUAAUUCCGAGGAAAAUUUUGGGUAAUUUUGUCCAUUGCCGUUGGCAACACUGGUCAAAGUUUGAAUUCAGACAGCUGGUUAACGACAGUACAGAACUGUUACUGUUUAUGUCACAAAUAUUUUUCAAUUUUAAGUCUAUUAAAAUUUCAAUCUUUUCCAAUAGAUCAUUAUUAAAAGACCUAACUAAAUCUAGUUUGUGUCCAUUUCAUUUACCUUAGUUGUUAUAGAUAGAAAUUCGUCAAAAUUGAGCUUUCUCAAUGAAGUUGACCUAAUAUCACAGACUCCACAGUGCCACUUCACUAUGUCCCCGAGUGAUUGGAUCUUUACAUAAUCAUCAUUAGAAACUUUCACACACUUUGCGUGAAACCAUUUUUCGCAAAAUAAAUCACAAAAAAUGGCUUCUUCAUUUUAUUUUAUGAUUUCCACACAGACACCACACGACGAGUUGACAACCUCUUCCACUGCCAUCUGGACACUCAUGGAAUCUAUUGUGGAUCCUGAGCCAUCAAAGGUCUCUGAUGAAGAGCCAGUAGAGGUAUCAGACAUCAAAUACAUCAUUGAUACAGAAGACAGGCUUGGCGAGCUGAAACUUCUCGGAGAAGAACAGGUGGAACCUGAGCCAUCAAGGGUCUCUGAUGAAGGGCCAGUAGAGGUAUCAGACAUCAAAGACAUGACGGAUCCAGUCGACAGCAUGUACAGGCUUACCGAGCUGAAACCUCUCGAAGAAGAACAGGUGGAACCUGAGCCAUCAAGGGUCUCUGAUGAAGGGCCAGUAGAGGUAUCAGACAUCAAAGACAUGACGGAUUCAGUCGACAGCAUGUACAGGCUUACCGAGCUGAAACCUCUCGAAGAAGAACAGGAACCAUCAUCAGCUGAUAGUGGGAGUGAUUCGUCUGCAGAAGAUGAGGAAGAAGGCAUCAAUGAAGAAAUGGUAGGAGAGGGGAGGGUUAACUGCAAAACUACUUCUAAAGAGCUUCAUCAAUGUAAAUUCUGCGCUAAAAGCUUCUCUCAGACUUAUUUGAAUAUUCACAUGCGUACACACACCAGAGAGAAGCCAUUCCAGUGUACAGUCUGUACCAAAACGUUCUCUCAGUCUGGAAAUCUAACUAUUCACAUGCGCACUCACACCAAAGAGAAGCCUUAUCAGUGUACAGUCUGUACCAAAAGGUUCUCACAUUCUAGCGUUUUGACUGGUCAUAUGCGUACCCACACCAAAGAGAAGCCUUACCAGUGUACAGUCUGUAUUAAAAGGUUCUCUGUGUCUGGUGCCUUGACUGUUCAUAUGCGUUCCCACACCAAAGAGAAGCCUUAUCAGUGUACAGUCUGUACAAAAAGGUUCUCUCUGUCUAAACAUUUAAAACAGCAUGUGAGUACCCACAUCAAAGAGAAGCAUUUUCAGUGUACAAUCUGUACCAAAAGGUUCUCUCAGUCUGGUUAUUUAACUCGUCAUAUUAUGCGCACUCACACCAAUGAGCCUGGUGCGAAUGAGUGA